Messenger RNA from Rhagoletis zephyria (snowberry fruit fly), 1644 nucleotides. The record is from RefSeq and is a predicted model, not a curated record. Lineage: Eukaryota; Metazoa; Arthropoda; Insecta; Diptera; Tephritidae.
AUGGUCACUGAGCCGGUGUUGAAGCUGUAUGCCAAUGAAUACGAUCCCCUCAAAGUGGAAGAUAAUAACAAACUGGAGGAUAAGCAUCUUCAAUUGCUCAAAGAUAUUGGAAUCUUUGGUAUCCAGGUAUCGCAAGAACACGGAGGAAUGGAUUGCAACAAUACGCAGUAUGCACGACUGGCUGAACUGACGUGUGGAAAUGACCUGGGAAUUAGUGUGUUCCUUGGGGCGCAUCAAUCCAUUGGCUACAAGGGCUUGCUGCUGUACGGCUCAAAGGAGCAGAAGGACAAAUACCUUCCGCAGCUGGCCACUGGUGAAAAGCUGGCUUGCUUCUGCCUAACCGAGCCCUCUGCUGGCUCAGACGCCGGCGGCAUCAAGUCACGCGCGGUCCUGUCAGAGGAUGGCAAACACUGGAUCCUCAAUGGCGGCAAGACGUACAUCAGCAACGGCGGCAUUGCCGACUACUUCACCGUCUUUGCGCAGACUGCCGUAAAGAGCUCAAGCGGUGAAAUGAAGGACAAGGUGACCGCCUUCUUGGUGAGCAGAACAACCGGUGUUACCAGUGGUCCGAAAAUGGCCAAGAUGGGCAUCAACGCCUCCAACACCACUGAGGUGUACUUUGACAAUGUGAAGGUUCCCGUUGAGGAUGUGAUCGGCAGUGUUGGCGAUGGCUUCAAGGUGGCCAUGAACAUUCUCAACAAUGGCCGCUAUGGCAUGUGCUGUGCUCUCUCUGGAACGAUGAAACGCGCCAUUGAGAUUGCCUCUGCUCACGCCAACAAUCGGACGCAGUUUGGCAAUAAGCUGGCUUCAUACACUGGCAUUCAAGAGAAGAUCGCCCGAAUGUCAAUGCUUCACUACACCACCCAAUCCAUGGCAUAUAUGCUCAGUGGACUAAUGGACAGUGGCAUGAAAGACUAUCAACUCGAAGCAGCCAUCUCAAAGGUUUACGCUUCUGAAGCAGCGUCCUAUGUCGUUGACGAAUGCUUGCAAAUUUUGGGAGGCAUGGGAUACAUGCGAGAAACUGGCGUCGAGAAGAUGGUUCGUGAUGUGAGAAUAUUCAGAAUCUUUGAAGGCACAAAUGAGAUUCUCCGUUUGUUUGUCGCACUCACUGGAAUGCAAUCGGCUGGUGGACACUUGAAGGAAAUUCAAAGGGCUCUGAAGCAGCCUGUGGCAAACUUGGGCAUGAUCUUUAAUGAAGGUACUCGUAGAAUCCGUCGCUCGGUCGGCCUCGAUGCUCCUGAUCUCUCCGAGUUUGUGCACUCUGAAUUUCAGCAGGAAGCUCAGCAGCUGUCCAAGAACAUUAUAGCUUUCAGCUCAGCAGUUGAGCACCUUCUUAUUAAGUACACGCGCGACAUUAUUCACGAGCAGAUUCUCCUGAAUCGACUGGCCAAUGCUACAAUUGAUAUUUACACUAUGCUCGUGGUGUUGUCUCGCGUCACCCGGGCGCUCAACAAGAACAUCAGCAGUGCUGACAUUGAAAAGAAUAUGGCCCGAGUGAUCUGCUCAGAGGCAAAUCUUCGAAUUGAUAGAAACCUUCGCUCAUUGCGGUCUAGUGACGCUCUUCGCAACGAUGAAGGAUAUCGCACAAUUGCCAAGGACGUGCUCACCAACAAUGGCAUUGUUCACAGUCAUCCACUAGACUAA